GGGCGCGCAGGCGCGGAGGCACGGGGGUGGACGGGGCGUGCGCAGGAUGGCUGGUCACGAGCCUCGGGCCGUGGAUUUCGUGUAGACUUGCAGAAGAGUGAGCUCGGCGGUUCCGGCCCAGGCUCCUGUGACCACCAGGCAGCGGUCCACCAUGUCCGGGUCCCAGACUCCAGAGCAGGUGCUCGUUGCACAGGGGGACUCCCCCUCAGGCAGAAGGGACAAGGAUGCCCUGGAGGGUGCCCAGUGCUCCCACCGCAUGCUCAGCUUCAGUGAUGCACUCCUGUCCAUCAUCGCCACCGUCAUGAUCCUGCCUGUGACCCACACGGAGAUCUCCCCGGAACAGCAGUUUGAUAAAAGUAUACAGAAGCUUCUAGCAACCAGAAUUGCGGUGUACCUGAUGACAUUUCUGAUUGUAACAGUGGCCUGGGCAGCACACAUAAGGUUGUUCCAGGUUGUUGGGAAAAUAGAUGAUACACUUGCCUUGCUGAACCUGGCCUGCAUGAUGACCAUCACCUUCCUGCCGUACACAUUUUCCUUAAUGGUGACCUUCCCUGAUGUGCCUCUGGGAAUCUUCUUGUUCUGUGUGUGUGUCAUCGCAAUUGGAGCUGUACAGGCGCUGAUUGUGGGGUAUGCGUUCCACUUCCCGCACCUGCUGAGUCCACAGAUCCAGGGCGCUGCCCACAGGGCCUUGUGCCGGGAGCACGUGCUGGGCAUUGUGCUCCGGGGCCCAGCCCUGUGCUUCGCUGCAGCCAUCUUCUCGCUCUUCUUCUUCCCUGUGUCAUACCUGUUGAUGGCGAUGGUUAUCUUCCUUCCGUAUGUCAGCAAGGCUGCCGGCUGGUGCAGAAACAGGCUUCUUGUGGGCCGUGGGGAGCCCCCAGCCCCCAGCAUGGAGUUCUUCACUUUUGACCUCCAUGAGCCACUCAGCAAGGAGCGGGUAGAAGCCUUCAGCGACGGCGUCUAUGCCAUUGUGGCCACUCUCCUCAUUCUGGACAUCUGUGAGGACAACGUUCCGAAUCCCAAGGAUGUGAAGGAGAGGUUCCACGGUAGCCUGGUGGCAGCGCUGCGUGCAUACGGGCCACAGUUCCUGGCUUACUUCGGCUCCUUUGCCACAGUGGGCCUGCUCUGGUUCUCCCACCACUCACUGUUUCUGCAUGUUCGCAAGGCCACACAGUCCAUGGGGCUGCUCAACACGCUCUCAUUGGCCUUUGUGGGUGGCCUCCCGCUGGCCUACCAGCAGACCUCGGCCUUUGCUCGGCAGCCCCACGACGAGCUCGAGCGUGUGCGGGUCAGCUGCGCCAUCAUCUUCUUUGCCAGCAUCUUCCAGUUUGCCAUCUGGACCACAGCCCUGCUGCACGAGGCAGAGACGCUGCAGCCUUCAGUGCGUUUCGGCGGCAGGGAGCACGCGUUCAUGUUCGCCAAGCUGGCCCUGUACCCAUGCGCAAGCCUGAUGGCCUUCGCCUCCACCUGCUUCCUGAGCAGGUUCAGCACAGCCAUUUUCCACCUCAUGCAGAUUGCGGUGCCCUUCGCCUUCCUGCUGCUGCGCCUCCUCGUGCGCCUUGCCCUGGCAGGCCUGCGGGGCCUGCGAGGCCUCUCCCAGCGUGAGCACCCCUUGCUGGGCCAUGCAGGUGAGGCCGAUUCACAGUCGCUGCUCCUGCCUGCACCCUGCUAGCAUCCAGGGUUGGAGGACUUGGGCCAAGGAGGCCAUCCCACCCACCCUAGCCUGAGGCUAACGAGAAGGGAACGACAGGCCAGCAGCAGUUUACGUGAUGGCCCAGGGCUGCAGGUUUAUGAGGCUUGGGUUUUAUUUUCCUUGUGAAAACAUGUUCUGUUUCAGAGUCCUCAGAUUGUCCUCUACUUUUUGCAGGAAGUAGUUCACAGGAACUUUUACUGGAUUUACCCAUCUAUCGUACUUUCCUCAGUAGACACAUUGCCAUUAAGAUUACUCAUCUAGGCUCGGCCUGGUGAUGCAGCCAAUGGCAAAUAGCUGUGGUGCUGGGAACCACAUGGCUGAUGGUAGGCUCAGAUCCCUGAGUUGGCCUGAAAACACUCCAGGUGCACAAGCGUGCCCAAGAACCGGUGAGCUAGAGGGCUGGGGAAAGGGACUGCCGCUUGACAAGACCCUGCCAAGGGCGCUUCUCUCUCUGUCUCCCUCUCAUGCAUGCAUAUAUGCUCAACCAUGAAUAAAUAAACUAAAAAUUA
Messenger RNA from Tupaia belangeri chinensis (Chinese tree shrew), 2199 nucleotides. It is a transcript of the gene TMEM175, whose product is annotated as transmembrane protein 175. The record is from RefSeq and is a predicted model, not a curated record. Lineage: Eukaryota; Metazoa; Chordata; Mammalia; Scandentia; Tupaiidae. Gene Ontology annotation, molecular function: potassium channel activity; proton channel activity. Bases 152 to 1669 code for a protein of 505 amino acids. The transcript is spliced from 11 exons.